Molecule: messenger RNA, 7064 nt
Organism: Oreochromis aureus
Lineage: Eukaryota; Metazoa; Chordata; Actinopteri; Cichliformes; Cichlidae
Gene: tnika
Product: TRAF2 and NCK interacting kinase a
Exons: 34
Coding region: 341-4303 (1320 amino acids)
Biological process (GO): protein phosphorylation
Molecular function (GO): protein kinase activity; ATP binding
Source: RefSeq, a predicted model, not a curated record
GCAGCUUCUGUACCAGAAACAAAUCAGUCUCCGUAUUGCUUCACUUUACUCUGUAUGGUCUACAUCCCGCAGACAUGGACUUCCAAGUGUUGAUGUACACGGUGCUAUCGCUUUCUAUCCUCCACGCGUUUGCGCUCUAGCUGUGCGCUCCAGGCCCGAGGAGCGUCCAGCUGCUGACGAGAAAGGGACUGAUAUUAUUUUAUCAUCCAUUGACACAUCACUGUGCAAGAGAGAGGGGGGAUAGUAGAGACCUAGCAGCAGAGGAGACCUCACAGUCGUGACAGCUAAGACCGUUUCUGGAUAUCGGACAACAGACAGUGGCUUUUUUGUGUCCUCCAUCAUGGCGAGUGACUCUCCAGCACGGAGUCUGGACGAAAUCGACCUAUCUACUUUGAGAGAUCCCGUCGGCAUUUUUGAGCUGGUUGAGCUGGUGGGAAAUGGCACAUAUGGGCAGGUGUACAAGGGCUGCCAUGUUAAGACGGGGCAGUUGGCAGCAAUCAAGGUCAUGGAUGUCACAGGGGAUGAGGAAGAGGAGAUUAAGGCAGAAAUUAACAUGCUGAAGAAGUACAGUCACCAUCGGAACAUCGCUACCUACUACGGAGCUUUCAUCAAGAAAAAUCCCCCCGGCAUAGAUGACCAGCUAUGGCUGGUCAUGGAGUUCUGUGGAGCUGGCUCAGUGACUGACUUGAUCAAGAACACCAAGGGCAACUCUCUGAAAGAGGAAUGGACUGCGUACAUCUGCAGAGAGAUUCUCAGGGGUCUGACUCAUCUCCAUCAGCACAAGGUCAUCCACAGAGACAUCAAGGGACAGAACGUCCUGCUGACUGAGAAUGCAGAGGUCAAGCUAGUGGACUUUGGGGUUUCAGCCCAGUUGGACAGAACAGUAGGAAGGAGAAACACAUUUAUUGGGACACCAUAUUGGAUGGCGCCAGAGGUUAUUGCCUGUGACGAGAACCCUGAGGCCACAUAUGACUUCAAGAGUGAUUUAUGGUCACUGGGAAUCACAGCAAUAGAGAUGGCUGAAGGAGCACCACCACUCUGUGAUAUGCAUCCAAUGAGAGCCCUCUUCCUCAUUCCACGCAACCCUGCCCCCAGACUAAAGUCAAAGAAGUGGUCAAAGAAGUUCCAGUCAUUCAUAGAGAGCUGUCUAGUAAAGAGCCACAGCCAGAGACCCAGCACAGAGCAGCUCCUCAAACACCCAUUCAUCAAGGACCUCCCCAAUGAGAGGCAAAUUCGCAUCCAGCUUAAAGAUCACAUCGACCGCACCAAGAAGAAGAGAGGAGAGAGGGAUGAAACAGAAUACGAGUAUAGUGGCAGUGAAGAGGAGGAUGAAGACAGAGACAGUUGUGAACCGAGCUCCAUCAUCAACAUCCCCGGGGAGUCAACCCUGAGGCGAGACUUCCUGCGCCUACAGCUCGCCAAUAAGGAGCGUUCAGAGGCCCAACGGCGGCAACAGCUGGAGCAACAGCAGAAUGAGGAGCACAAGCGCUUACUGUUGGCUGAGAGACAGAAACGCAUCGAAGAGCAAAAGGAGCAGAGGAGGCGGCUGGAAGAACAACAGCAGCGUGAGCGUGAGCUGAGGAAACAGCAAGAGAGGGAACAGAGAAGACGUUAUGAGGAAAUGGAGCAGCUCCGCAGAGAAGAGGAGAGGAGACAUGCAGAAAGAGAACAGGAGUAUAUCCGUAGACAGCUGGAAGAGGAACAGAGGCAGUUAGAGAUUCUCCAGCAGCAGCUACUGCAGGAACAGGCAUUACUGCUGGAGUACAAGCGUAAGCAGAUUGAGGAGCAGCGGCAGGCAGAGCGGCUACAGAGGCAGCUCCAGCAGGAGAGAGCCUACCUGGUGUCUUUGCAGCAGCAGCAGCAACAACAAAGACAAGCAGAGAAGAAACCGCUUUACCACUAUAAGGAUGUCGUUAAUCCUAACGACAAGCCUGCCUGGGCUAAAGAGGUGGAGGAGCGAUCUAAGCUGAACAGACAGAGCUCUCCAGCGCUGCAGCACAAAGUGUCCAACCGCAUCUCCGACCCCUCCCUCCCACCCCGCUCCGAGUCCUUCAGCAGCGGGGGCAUGCAGCCUGCCCGUACCCCACCCAUCCACCGUUCCAACGAACCACAGAUGGCUCACCUGGUUCCUGUGAAAACCCACACUAGCUCCAUGUCUGGCUCUCAAUCUCUGCAGGACCAGAAAGACUCAGCUCUCAGUGAGGGUGUGAGUGUGGGCUCCCCCAGGCCUGAGAUGCCUCGUCAGAACUCAGACCCCACUUCUGACACCCCGGGACCUCCACAGCGCAAUGCUGGCAGGGAGGAACGGGAUCGUGACAGGGAUCGAGAUCGGGAUCGGGACAGAACCGCUUGGCUGAGAGAGGAGGACAUCCCACCCAAGGUACCCCAACGGACCACUUCCAUCUCCCCAGCCUUGGUCAGGAAAAACUCUCCUAAUGGAGGAGUAAGUCUGGGUCCCCGGACGGGUUCUCAGCUCAUAAGGGCAAGCAACCCUGACCUGCGGCGCUCUGAACUCUCUUUGGACGCUAUGCUGCAAAGAACCUCUUCCAACUCAUCAUCUUCCUCGUCCCCUUCAUCUCAGGGGGGUUCAGCUGAGAGGAGAGGUCAAACAAAGCAGGAGGGAUCCCCACCAGGAGCCAAUCAAGAAGCAAAGCUCAAGCAGGAGGAGGGACGUGAAUCAACAAGACCCAGCAGACCUGCCGACUUAAGUGCAUUAGCUAAGGAACUCAGAGAACUAAGGGUAGAGGAGGGAAGCAGACCUCCAGUGAAGGUGACAGACUACUCGUCUUCCAGUGAAGAAUCGGAGAGCAGCGAUGAAGACGGGGAGACAGAUGGGACUGUUGCUGUGAGCGAUAUUCCCCGCAUAAUGCCAGCAGUGCAGAGCAGUGGAGAGUCAUAUGGAGGGUUGACAGAAGACUCUCUGGGAGAUGCCUAUAACAGCUCGAAGGACAGUACUCUAGUAAUGAGAGAGGCAGAGGAGAGGAGGAGAGGAGGUCAUAGUGAGAGUAACGGGUUUGGAAAUCAUGGUAACCAUGGUAACCUCCCUGACCUGGUACAACAGAGCAACUCCCCGUCAGCGACGCCCACCACAGCCCUGCAGGAGCUCAGCGACAUGGCUGAGUUUGGUGUUGGUGGGUCCAAAGCAUCAUUUACUCCAUUCGUUGAUCCACGGGUCUAUCAGACCUCCCCAAGUGACGACAAUGAGAACUCAGCAGCAGCCAUGUUUGCCAAUGAGCUGCUGAGGCAGGAGCAGGCACGACUAAAUGAAGCCAGGAAGAUCUCUGUGGUAAAUGUCAACCCCACCAACAUCAGACCCCACAGUGACACGCCAGAGAUCCGCAAAUACAAGAAACGUUUUAACUCCGAGAUCCUUUGUGCUGCACUUUGGGGUGUGAAUCUACUAGUGGGGACAGAAAAUGGUCUCAUGCUGCUCGACCGAAGUGGACAGGGAAAAGUUUAUAACCUGAUCACCAGAAGGCGCUUCCUACAGAUGGAUGUACUAGAGGGCCUCAAUGUGUUGGUCACUAUAUCUGGGAAAAAGAAUAAGUUGCGUGUCUACUAUUUAUCCUGGCUGAGGAACAGAAUACUACACAACGACCCAGAAGUAGAGAAAAAGCAGGGCUGGAUUACCGUAGGAGAACUGGAAGGCUGUGUGCAUUAUAAAGUUGUCAAAUAUGAGAGGAUCAAGUUCCUGGUGAUUGCUCUGAAAAAUUCAGUGGAAAUCUAUGCCUGGGCUCCAAAACCCUACCACAAGUUCAUGGCCUUUAAGUCAUUUACAGACCUACAGCAUCGUCCCCAGCUGGUUGACCUGACGGUAGAAGAAGGUCAGAGGUUAAAGGUCAUCUAUGGCUCCAGCGUGGGCUUCCAUGUCAUUGAUGUGGACUCAGGCAACCCUUACGACAUAUACAUUCCCUCACAUAUCCAGAGCCAGGUGACACCCCAUGCCAUCGUGGUGCUGCCUAAGACUGAUGGAAUGGAGAUGCUGCUGUGCUACGAGGACGAGGGUGUCUAUGUCAAUACCUAUGGUCGAAUCACCAAGGACGUGGUGCUACAGUGGGGAGAGAUGCCUACCUCUGUUGCCUAUAUUCAUUCUAAUCAGAUUAUGGGCUGGGGUGAGAAAGCCAUAGAGAUCCGUUCUGUAGAAACGGGUCACCUGGAUGGAGUUUUUAUGCACAAGAGAGCCCAGAGACUAAAAUUCCUGUGUGAGCGGAAUGACAAGGUAUUCUUUGCAUCCGUGCGCUCAGGAGGUAGCAGCCAAGUUUUCUUCAUGACGCUCAACAGAAACUCUAUGAUGAACUGGUGAUGUCUCCCCUUACCCACUCUGCCUCACUCUCCCACUGGUGGCAGCCGACCUUGACCCACCACACAUCUCACAAGUGAACGCGACUCACCGAGAUGCCACAAAUGAACUGUUGCAACACUGGAGAGGCUUACACAGUGUAGAGAGAAAAAAAGAAGUUAUUUUAGAGGAAAAAGAGACCAAUUCUAAAUAAAGACAGAAGUUAUUCUAGAUUAAACCGGGUCAUUCUGAAGCCAUCCAGCUGACUGGCAAACUGGUGCCACCGAGUUUCCAAACAAUCUCUUCUUUCCUGUUUCUCUGCAACUCUUCUUUUUCUGUAGCUCAAUUUUUGCCUUUAUUCCCUCAAAACUGACCAGUGCAUCCAAGUGUUUGACAAAUGUACAAAUACACUUUUGACCUUUCUUAACCCCCCCCUUCACGCCUUCUGUCCAUCUUGGUAGCUCAAACCUCAUUUUUAGUCCUUUGAGACCCAUAUUCAUCAAUUUCUUUACUUCCUACCUACUGUGUGUGGAAUACUACUACACCUCAGAGAUUGGAGAAGCAAUAUAUGAAUACAAUUUAAUCUAAAUUUAAAUAUACUUCUAAUAGAGCGGUGCAGGGAGAGCAACUGAGAGAUGACAAAUCCUCUUUGAAUGUCAGCGAUGAAAGCAGACAGCCUGAUUGAUUUUCUUUCUCCUUUGACACUCCCUUCCACCUCCACUUCCUCCCCUCACUAUCUUUUGGUUUCUGAGAAAACCGAGUUGUGAUUUGACGUUCGAUCGCAUGUCACCGAUAGAGAUGCGGUGAGCAAUUCUGCCGUCAGGUGGGUCUUAACAGUAUGCAAAGAUGAUAUCUGUGUCCCUUUAAAAUGAAAUCGCUGGUCCACCCUGUCCUCUUCCCUUCUUUGUUUUCCUUUCCUUCCUCACCUCACCCCUUUCCGCCAACAUCGUGAUGAUGAUCUCUUCACUUUUACGUCUUUAAACUCUGAAGGUGCUGCAUCAGAUAUACUGUAAUAUUAAACGAGCAAUGGGAGUGGGGUUUUUUUUGUUUUGUUUAAUUCUGUUCUUUUAUUUUCUGUGGGACAGUUUUGAGUCAGACAGUCUUUGAAGUUUGAUGAAAUGUACAGCACAUCUGUGUCUCUGAAAUCAGGAGUGUAUUUUAGUGUGUACGUAUGCGUGCGUGUGUGAAUUUGUGUGUCUCAAUCAAAGUUGGACAUUGAAAUCAAUGUCCAGCGAGAAUAAAGUAAUUCAUGUCUUUGUGUGUAAACUUACCUUAAUCUGAUCAAAGCAACACUGAGUGUGUUUACAUGCAGAUUUAUAAUUUUAUCUUCGUAGUAUGAAGUUUAUGAGUUGGUGUCUGAACACCAUACGUUUAAAAUAGGCAAUAUUAAUGGCUGAUUUUGGGGGGGGAGGGGGGUGUUUUGUGUGUUUCCAUGAACACAGUAGUGUCUUGGCUGUUCACUCUUACAGCCACUUAGCUGCAGAAAUAUGACAAUGCAUAUAAAGAGCUCAUAGCCUGGAUAUGAGCUACUAUCCCAAAUACUGUGUGCAUGUGAAAGCACUCGUUGUUAACAACUGUGGGGUCUUCUUGAAUCAUGCUCCUCCUUGGUUGGUUCUUCUGAUUUUUGGCUCCUAACUGUUUGUACAGUGCCUAGCAUGAUGUAAGCAAAACUUAAUCAGAGGCCAAAAGAUUACUGCUUUUUUUUGGCCUAUAUGGUUACAUUACAGGUUUGUUUUUGGUUGGGUUUUUUUUUUUUUUUUUUUUAAUCUCUGUGAAGGUUAUUAUCUAACUUAACUCACUGGCGAUGUUAUUUUUCUCCACUUAUGGAGAUGUACAUUAACAAAUUUAAGAGUUUGAUUAUUCUUUGAAAGGAGCAACUAAUUAUGACAAAACUUAGCCAUAUAUGUCCAAAUACUUUGCACAGCUCAAUCAUCAAAAUUAUGAAAUUGAUUUUACUUGUCAAAAUUGAGGCGAUUUUGGCUUUACAUUAAAACCGUCAUCAACCCACCACCUGGAGACAAGCUUCGGGCAGCUCAUGUAGAGCUCAGUUACUGUAACUAUAAAAAUGUGACGACUUUGCAUAAGCAGUAAAUUAAAACCACUAAAGACCUAAAACUCACACCUUUAACCUAAAUGCAACCAGCUGGCACACCUCCCACAUCUAAUAGUCCUGAUGAUGGUUUAAAUUUAAAGUCAGAGCUUAAAAAGAUGCACUCCUGUUUUGUAAUAACUUUGCUCUUAGAUUUCUCAGUAAAUUGGAAUGGUUCACAAAAAAUGGACAUGUUUCUCAAUGUAAUGAUCCUCUGAAUGAAGUUCUUAUUUUCUGUUAAAUUGUUCAAUGUUUUCUGUUGUAUUUUCAAGGAUUUUUUACACAUCCAUAUACAGUAGUAGCUGUUACUGUGCACCUGUAACUUAGGGUUACCGAUCUCUGUUAGGGGGAGCAGGCUCUAACAUUAUAGCAAUAAAGAGCUUAGCUGCAGAAACCACUGUCUUCCAUGUGUGUGUAUGUGUGCACACAUGCAUUUCUGUGUCUGAUUAAUGAUCAUGUGGGAAUGGGGCAUUAUUGCAGUGUUUGUUAAUCAUUUAAUUCGCUCCCCUCAUUGGAAAAUGCUGACUGUCAUUACACUGAGGUUUCUCCUUUCAAAGACGAAACCACUUUGUUCUUUAUUCAAUUUAAUUCUUGUUUUCUUUAUUUUAAAAGAGCAUUACUAAUGUCCUGUUUUGGGAUUUAUUUGUUUUGUAAAAGAGAUGCUGUAAGAGAGAAAUAAAUGAAACUAGCAUUACU